Messenger RNA from Poecilia latipinna (sailfin molly), 917 nucleotides. It is a transcript of the gene tma16, whose product is annotated as translation machinery associated 16 homolog. The record is from RefSeq and is a predicted model, not a curated record. NCBI's taxonomy places the organism in Eukaryota, Metazoa, Chordata, Actinopteri, Cyprinodontiformes, Poeciliidae. Gene Ontology annotation, cellular component: nucleus.
CCGGGACGUAUUUCAAUGAAGGACCAUUUCCGUUUCCUGUUCAGUUGUCAACACAAGCUCCACGCGCGUACUUUGGAGAGCAAAAUGCCGAAGGCCCAGAAGAGCAAAGCUGCGGACAAAGUCGUCCAUCCGUUCAGCAGGAAAGCUGCUUACCUGAACCGGGAGGAGGUCCGACUGAAGCGGAAAGAGAGGAUGAAGAGUGAAAAAGCAACACGCCUGAGCAACAUAGGUGAGAAGCUGCUGUGGUUUCAGAGUCAACUGGAUCCAAACAAGACGAACUACACCAAGAGAGAUGCCUGUGAGGUUGUUGAAAGGUACCUCCACAGAUUCGACUCGGAGCUCGAGCAGAUCGAGUUGGUGAACGGGAUCAAGGGUCGUCAGGGUCGUCUCCACGGCGCCAGAGAAACGGCCAUCAAACAGAGCGUAGAGCGAGAGCGGGCACAGUUUGAGGGCGCUGGGUUGGAGAUCCCAGACAUCAUCAACACCAAGCAUCUGAAAUCAUUCAGAGAUUGGACUGGAGAUCUGAAGAAACUUCCAAACAUAAAAAUGCGAAAAGUUUCAAGCAAAGUUUUGGACACAAAGGCUGAGAUGGAGGAAAAAGAGGAGGUGCAGUAUGAUGAUGAUGAAGAUGAUGAUGAAGAAGAGGAGGAGGCACUGGAUGACAACAUGGAGAUGCCCGAGUCUCACUAACACUCACCUCAGUCUGACUGGAUUAUGCUGCUCUGCCACGACUGUCCACAAGAUGGUGCUAGACCUUCAGAUUCAGCCACCCAAACCUUUUCCGCUUGAUAAUUCAAUAACAGCAACUUUUUGGAUGUUCUACAUUCAUCAUUUAUUGCACAGACAAAAAAAUGAAAAGGUUUUGUAUGUAACCCACAGCGUCUCCAAUCAGACCUAUGAACGGACUGUGGAUUGAA